This is a messenger RNA of Fibroporia radiculosa, 726 nucleotides long. RefSeq lists its product as uncharacterized. Gene Ontology annotation, cellular component: ESCRT-0 complex. Lineage: Eukaryota; Fungi; Basidiomycota; Agaricomycetes; Polyporales; Fibroporiaceae. Gene Ontology annotation, molecular function: protein binding. The transcript has 4 exons. The record is from RefSeq and is a predicted model, not a curated record. Gene Ontology annotation, biological process: protein transport to vacuole involved in ubiquitin-dependent protein catabolic process via the multivesicular body sorting pathway. Bases 1 to 726 code for a protein of 241 amino acids.
AUGCCCGUACCCACCGAUCCGCAAGCGGCUGCUUUGCUCACCCAUGUUCUUUCUCAGAUCGAGCAGAAUGUCGCCUUUCUGUCCUCCCAGAACUACAUAUCAUCAGGCGAUGCGGCAGAUAUCAUGGCCCGUCUAACGGCACUCCAGAAGACUUCAGACACGCAGUCCCUGGCAGUUGGUCCCCCCAGGGCUGCCCCUUCCCCUGCUCGUCAGGUUCCCCUUCCUCCAGCUCGUUCACAGAAGGCCAAAGCGCUAUGGGCUUACAAUGAGGAUGGUCAGGAGCCGAAUGACUUGUCCUUCUCUGCUGGAGAGAUGGUUGAGGUUGUUGACGAGACAAAUGCGGAUUGGUGGACUGGGAAAUGUAGGGGCCGCCAAGGGUUGUUCCCUUCCAACCAUGUUGAGAAGAUAUCCUCUGCAUCGAUACCACUAAAUGUGCCCUUGCCUAUGCCUUCCAUGCCAGCUACUCCCAUACCACAGCAGCCAGUGUAUGCUCCCAUGCCUUCUGAAAAGUCAGCCUACAGGCCAUUUGGAGCGGUUCACCAAGUCGCAAACCAACCUCCCGCGGUUGGUGCCAAUUCCGUUGGUUUGCAGCAAGCCCCGCAGCAAGAGCAGAAGCGCAAUAGGUUUGGGGGCUUAGGAAAUACGAUGGCGCAGUCAGCUGCUGGUGGUGUUGGCUUUGGAGCGGGUGCUGCUAUUGGCAGUGGAAUUGUGAAUGCUAUAUUUUGA